This is a messenger RNA of Bubalus bubalis (water buffalo), 5680 nucleotides long. It is a transcript of the gene KCND3, whose product is annotated as potassium voltage-gated channel subfamily D member 3. The transcript is spliced from 8 exons. Gene Ontology annotation, biological process: protein homooligomerization; potassium ion export across plasma membrane. Lineage: Eukaryota; Metazoa; Chordata; Mammalia; Artiodactyla; Bovidae. The record is from RefSeq and is a predicted model, not a curated record. Bases 210 to 2177 code for a protein of 655 amino acids. Gene Ontology annotation, molecular function: protein binding; A-type (transient outward) potassium channel activity. Gene Ontology annotation, cellular component: voltage-gated potassium channel complex; neuronal cell body; membrane.
GCGGUGCGAGCGGCGGCCGCUGGGCGCUUCCCCGCGCUGCUGGGUGCUCUGCGCCUCCGCGGCCCCCGGCUCCCGGCGGCAGCUUCCUAGCGCGCGCGGGGCGCGGGGUGCGGGGCCCGGGGCUUGCUUCGCUGAAGGGGUUGCUGAACUAACUUCCAAGCUGGUGUGCGGCGUGGCAGAGCAGUGGCCGCCCAGGAGCUGGAGUCACCAUGGCGGCCGGAGUCGCAGCCUGGCUGCCCUUCGCGCGGGCUGCGGCCAUCGGGUGGAUGCCGGUGGCCAACUGCCCCAUGCCCCUAGCCCCGGCCGACAAGAACAAGCGGCAGGAUGAACUGAUCGUCCUCAAUGUGAGCGGGCGGAGGUUCCAGACGUGGCGGACCACGCUGGAGCGCUACCCAGACACACUGCUGGGCAGCACGGAGAAGGAGUUCUUUUUCAACGAGGACACCAAGGAGUACUUCUUCGACCGGGAUCCAGAAGUGUUCCGCUGCGUCCUCAACUUCUACCGCACUGGCAAACUGCACUACCCGCGCUACGAGUGCAUCUCCGCCUACGACGACGAGCUGGCUUUCUACGGCAUUCUGCCUGAGAUAAUCGGUGACUGCUGCUACGAGGAGUACAAGGACCGCAAGAGGGAGAACGCCGAGCGGCUCAUGGACGACAACGACUCGGAGAACAACCAGGAGUCCAUGCCCUCGCUCAGCUUCCGCCAGACCAUGUGGCGGGCCUUCGAGAACCCGCACACCAGCACGCUGGCCUUGGUCUUCUACUACGUGACUGGCUUCUUCAUCGCCGUCUCGGUCAUCACCAACGUGGUGGAGACGGUGCCGUGCGGCACGGUGCCCGGGAGCAAGGAGCUGCCGUGCGGCGAGCGCUACUCCGUGGCCUUCUUUUGUCUGGACACAGCCUGCGUCAUGAUCUUCACGGUGGAGUACCUUCUCCGGCUUUUCGCGGCGCCCAGCCGCUACCGCUUCAUCCGCAGCGUGAUGAGUAUCAUCGACGUGGUGGCCAUCAUGCCCUAUUACAUCGGCCUCGUCAUGACCAACAACGAGGACGUGUCAGGCGCCUUCGUCACGCUCCGGGUCUUCCGCGUCUUCAGGAUCUUCAAGUUCUCGCGCCACUCCCAGGGCUUGCGGAUCCUGGGCUACACCCUGAAGAGCUGUGCCUCGGAGCUCGGCUUCCUCCUCUUCUCCCUCACCAUGGCCAUCAUCAUCUUUGCCACUGUGAUGUUUUACGCCGAGAAGGGCUCCUCCGCCAGCAAGUUCACAAGCAUCCCCGCCUCGUUUUGGUACACCAUCGUCACCAUGACAACACUGGGAUAUGGAGACAUGGUGCCCAAGACGAUUGCAGGAAAGAUCUUCGGUUCCAUCUGCUCGCUGAGCGGUGUCCUCGUCAUUGCCCUGCCGGUCCCUGUGAUUGUUUCCAACUUCAGCCGGAUUUACCACCAGAAUCAGAGAGCGGAUAAACGCAGGGCACAGAAGAAGGCCCGCCUUGCCAGGAUCCGUGUGGCCAAAACUGGCAGCUCCAACGCCUACCUGCACAGCAAGCGCAACGGACUCCUCAACGAAGCGCUGGAGCUGAUGGGCACCCCAGAAGAGGAGCACAUGGGCAAGACAACCUCACUCAUCGAGAGCCAGCACCAUCACCUGCUGCACUGCCUGGAAAAAACCACUGGGUUGUCCUAUCUUGUGGAUGAUCCCCUGUUAUCUGUACGAACCUCCACCAUCAAGAACCACGAGUUCAUAGAUGAGCAGAUGUUUGAGCAGAACUGCAUGGAGAGUUCAAUGCAGAACUACCCAUCCACACGGAGUCCUUCGUUGUCCAGCCACCCAGGCCUCACAACCACCUGCUGCUCCCGUCGUAGUAAGAAAACCACACACCUGCCCAAUUCCAACUUGCCGGCCACCCGCCUGCGCAGCAUGCAAGAGCUCAGCACGAUCCACAUCCAGGGCAGCGAGCAGCCCUCCCUCACUACCAGUCGUUCCAGCCUUAAUUUGAAAGCAGAUGACGGACUGAGACCAAACUGCAAAACAUCCCAGAUCACCACAGCCAUCAUCAGCAUCCCCACUCCCCCAGCACUAACCCCAGAAGGCGAAAGUCGGCCACCCCCUGCCAGCCCGGGCCCCAACACGAACAUUCCUUCCAUAGCCAGCAAUGUUGUCAAGGUCUCUGCCUUGUAAAACCACUGGACAGAGGGCCAGUGCAGGUAGUGGGAGUGAAGGGGGCUGGCAUGUUGGUGGGUGGCCACUGGGACCACUCCCUCCCCCUUCCCCACUAUUCCUGCCCGCCCUGUUGCACCCCUAGCACUGAAACUUGUGCCUGGAAGAGAAGGAGGCAGCGAAGGGGCACGUGAGGUUCACUGCUGCUGGCGUGGACACAGCCCUGAGCUACUGCAUCUCGCUGGGGCCAGAGGAAGGGAGGAUGGGUGGGGGUAGGGAUGGGAUGUAGGGGUACAGGCUGUGAACCAGGCCAGGGCCCGGAGGGGGGAGCCUCAGACCAAAUAACAGAUGUUUCUGGAGACCCCAGUGAGGAAAAUACAAGACCAAGAGCAGCACAGAGGCCGAGUUUUCACGUGCAAAACGGGAAGAAAAUAUAACACUGUGUAUUUAAGCACCUUUUUCAAGGCUCUUAAUGGAUAAUAUUUAUUCAUGGGAAAAGGUGGAAAACAAAAACACCAACGGAGUUUUGUGAAAUGUUUUUCUCCAUGGACCCAAUACCUUUGAACCAAAACUGCAUUUUGUGAGGGUUUUUGUUUUUGUUUUUUCUCUCUCUCCUUUUAUAGCAAAAGCUUUUAGGCUAAGAAGUCAGUUACUGCUGAGUUCUCUCUUCGUUCCCCCAGGUAGAUGAGGUCAAAUGAGUCUGGGCCCCACUGCCCAGCUGACCUGCACAGAGCUGCCAAGUGACCACACAGCAACACUCACCCUCUGUCUGUCCCUGUCUGCUUUGUCUCUGUACCUCUCUGCUUCACCCCCUGGGUGUUUUUCUCUGUGUCUAGCCAUCUGUCUCAACAUGGACCCCGGUGAUCCUGAGACAUGUUAAAGAAGGUCUUCUCCACUGCCAGGCACCUACAGACUCAUGCCCGGGAGUUCUAUUUAUGUGAAUGCAGUGGUGGAAGAGAACAGAACAGAGCAAAAAUGGGCAUUUAGGGAUGAGGGACAUCUACCUUAAAGAGCAGAGUGCUUCCCUUGUGAUUGGAACCACUGGUGUUUGAAGUUUGCAUUUCUGGAGAAGAAAGAGAAUGACCAGAUUUAUCACAUUGGGAUCUUGAAAAAGGAAACAGCCAACACUGGAGAGGCACAGGAAAUUUCGGCCUGUGUGCCAGUGGAGAGAGAACAGAAGAACCCAGGGCUCCCAGCAGCAGCCGGCCCCUGUGGCACCUUGCUCUGCACCCCUCUUUCAGCACCCACCAUAAAGCCCAUCCAGAGCUCUGCCAAAAGGCUCCAUGAGCAGUUAACCACUGAGAAGGCAGUGGUAUGGGGACCAAGCUCUGACUUAUCUCAUACCUGAGGCAACUCCCACAGAGGCUGCAGAAGGUUAAGCCUGGGUGCCUCAUGAAGGAUUCUCCAGAGUGAAAGCAAGUGAGAGAUCAUAGAUGAUAUACUUACCUGGUCUGAAUGAUGCCUUGGGGUCUGAAGAGUCUUUAGGCCAGCUGUCCCUGAAGAUAACUGAAAUGGGGGAGAAGCCUGAUCACCUCCCUGAAAGUGAGGAAGUAAUUAUUUCCGGAAAACCCAGACACAUUUCUGUGCAAGUGGUUUGUAGCCAUGUGGGGCUGGGAACACUAUUUCUGGAAUCCAAUCAAUUUUCACUGCUUUUAGCAGAGCAGGUGGGCCUUGGGGUUAGUGACAAAGCCCUUACCACCCUUCCUAAACCCUAGCUAGCCUAUUGCAGUCUCUCUAGCCUGGAUUCUGAGAUACAGGAGUUCCUCAAGAACUCUAUCCAUUCAGCAACUUAGUGAUUAGCUGUUUAAUCAUGGGCCGAGAAUUUUUCUUCCCACCAGAGGCAUCCAGAGGAGUUUCACUAGCCUGGAACCUAAAAAUUACCUUCAUUGGCUUCCCUAUGACCCCAGCUCUAUUGACCCUGCAGAAGGAGAAAGUCAAAGGGUUAUGAGGUGACACCUAACCAGAAGGUGAGCAGAAGGGCAGAGGAGAGGGAGCCUUCUACUUCACGCUGUCCUCAUUGGUCACUGACUGGGUCCUUUCUCUGAUUUCCCCCUAACCCAAGAAUGGGGUGGUUCUGGCCCUCUGAGCUCAUGGUAGAAGUAGACAGAAAGGCUUUACAACUACAGAGGAAUUUGUGUGUAUACACAAACACACAACAACCUAAACACUCGGGAAUAAGUUCUUCAACCCAUUCAUGUCAUACAUAUGUCUCAUUAGGGAAGGCAGAGGACUGGGCUGGACUCCAUUUAAAUGGCAGGCCAAGCACUAGAAAAGGAACUUUUCUCUUGAAAGAAUGGAUAAUGGAACAAAGUUAGGAAGGUCUAAAGUUUCUAAGUAUGUAUCAUGAGAACUGAAUGGGGUAAAGGAUAAAGAGGUAAAUAGGAGCAUGGUUACAUAUACAUACGAAUGAACUGUGUUUAAGAACAGAUCAUCACAGGGUUAGAAUAAUGACUGCUCCAACCUGGGACCUGUUUGGUAGUGUACUGGGGGAGCAUAUUAGUGGUUCCCAUAAAAAUUAAUGAAGAAAUUUAAAAAAUCAUGUCCCAAAUAAUUUCCUGUUGUUUUUUGACCCUAAUGAACUGAAUGUUUUGUAUUCCUUAAACUUCAUUUCCAAAUCUCACAUUAUACCAGGUCCUAAACGACCACUGGGGCUUCCCUGGUGGCUCAGAUGGUAAAGCCUCUGCCUGCAGUGCAGGUGACCCGGGUUCAAUCCCUGGGUUGGGAAGAUCCCCUGGAGAAGGAAAUGGCAACCCACUCCAGUACUCUUGUCUGGAAAAUUCCAUGGACGGAGGAGCCUGAUAGGCUACAGUCCAUGGGGUCACAAGGAUUUGGACAUGACUGAGCAACUUCACUUCACAGCUGAUAAAAAGCUUGGGUUGUCUCAGUGGGGUGGAUUUGCUCCUGGAAGGAUUUCACCUGGAUUUCAAAGGACCAUUAGACUAACCCCUUCAGCUCCAUCCCUCAAUGUAGCCUUAGCCAAAGAUGAGAAAUCCACUUCACUCAAGAAAAUGGCUUGUCUACACAACGGAAUACAGCCAGAAGGGCCAAUACUGCUAAAGGGUAUUUGUAAGUAAACAAAAAGGCCAAAUGUGCCACGUCAGUUUAAUGUCUAACUUAAUGGCCAGUGACUGAAGAAAUGGGAUCUUAUCAGGGUUUCCAGGGGACAAUGGCUUUCUGGGGAAAUGGCUUGAGCUUUCAUAGUUCUUUAAUGAACUACUUCAGCAUAAUAGAAGAUUCACAAAACUACCCAUUCAAUCCUACUUAAUAUUAGGGAGGGUUAAAAACAAACCAAUAGGCUACAUUCAAAUGAAUGGAAACUUAGAAAACACGGAAUUAAGAGUAUAUCAAACUAGAAGAGAUUAGAGACUAUCUAUCUAAGUCAUUUUACAGUAUAGGCUGAUGCCCAGAGAAAUUAAGUGACCUGCUCAAGGUCAUGAGGUCAUUUAAUGACAGGGCUGGGAUCAGAACCCAAGUCCCUUGUAUAUUCGUCUAAUGCUUUUUCCAUUACACGCAUUGCCUCUCAG